Diabrotica balteata is the source of this 1309-nucleotide messenger RNA. NCBI's taxonomy places the organism in Eukaryota, Metazoa, Arthropoda, Insecta, Coleoptera, Chrysomelidae. The record is from the annotation of a GenBank genome assembly.
UUGAUUAUGGCAAGCACAUCAAGAUACGAUGCAAAUAAAGUUUGCUGUAGUUCCCAUCCAGAUGCCCCAUUAAUUGAAGAUUACAGGGCGGGAGACCAAAUUUGUUCAGAAUGUGGCCUAGUUGUUGGUGACAGGGUAAUAGAUGUAGGUUCGGAAUGGAGAACAUUCAGUAAUGAUAAAAAUGGAACAGAUCCUUCUCGUGUUGGUGGCCCCGAGAAUCCGCUUUUGGGAGGAUCCGACUUGACCACCAUUAUAGGACCGGGCAGAGGCGAUGCAAGUUUUGAUACUUUUGGUGUAUCUAGAUAUCAAAAUCGUAGGACAAUGAAUAGUUCUGAUAGAGCCUUAAUUAAUGCUUUCAAAGAAAUAAACGCUAUGGCAGAUCGUAUCAAUUUACCUAGAACUAUCGUGGACAGAGCCAAUAAUCUCUUUAAACAAGUUCAUGAUGGUAGAAACCUUAAAGGUCGUUCAAAUGAUGCAAUAGCAUCUGCUUGCCUAUAUAUUGCCUGUCGUCAGGAGGGAGUGCCUCGAACAUUCAAAGAGAUCUGUGCAGUAAGUAAGAUAAGUAAAAGAGAAAUAGGGAGGUGCUUUAAACUCAUCCUGAAGGCAUUAGAAACAUCAGUAGAUCUUAUAACCACAGGAGAUUUUAUGUCGAGGUUCUGUUCUAAUUUAUGUUUACCAAAUAUGGUGCAAAGAGCUGCUACACAUAUUGCUAGAAGGGCAGUGGAGAUGGAUAUUGUACCUGGAAGAUCACCAAUUUCUGUAGCUGCUGCAGCAAUUUAUAUGGCUUCGCAGGCUUCUGAGGAUAAGAGAAGUCAAAAAGAAAUAGGUGAUAUAGCUGGUGUGGCUGAUGUAACAAUUAGACAAUCAUACAAACUAAUGUAUCCGCAUGCAGCCAAUCUCUUCCCACAAGAUUUCAAGUUUGCUACUCCUAUUGAGCAAUUACCACAGAUGUAAGCAUUCAGGAAAUGCCACAUAUCCAAGUUGAAGGUUCCAAAAAGCACCAAACAAGUCAAAGAGGCAGCAGCAUUCAUAUUUUUUAUCCUAAAAUUUAUUUUGCAUAUCAUCCAUGAUAAAACCUUAUAUUUUACUGUCUAAUUUCAAAAUUCUUAACCACCCCUUCUGCUAGCUGUUUGCAUUCAUAAUGAAAUAACUGUUUUAUAUAUUAUUAAGAGUAAUCCUGUAAUUAAUGACUUGAUUGUAGUUUUUAUUUGAUGUUAUUUUUGUAUUAAGGGCAAGUAGAGCUUUAGGUUUUUAUUUUUAACAAAUAUUUAUGGUAUAAAGACAAGAAAUAGGUUUAUCACAUUUUUUU